AUGGCCAUGUCAAGUGAUGAAGUCUAUUACGAUAAUGAGAAACAAUUCAAGGAUAGAAAAGGAAAGAGGGAAACAUGCCAUUUGAAUAGGCAUUGCAGAGAUAGAUUUCAGGAGAGAAUGGAUUUCAAGUUCUAUGACUUUCAGGCUUUUGAGGUAGAAAAUGGGUGGAACAAGCUUUUUGUCUCUAUUAUUUCUAUGGAAACGGGGAAAACUAUAGCCAAGUCUGGCAAAGCAUUAGUACAAAAUGGACAGUGUCAAUGGGAAGACUCUAUGUUCAGUACUAUAUGGAUUUCUGAUGAUUCUCUAAAAGAAAAUGAAGGCUUCCUCCUUAAGCUUGUUAUUUCCAUGGGAUCAGCCAGGUUUGGGACCCUUGGUGAGGCCACCAUUAAUUUAGCAAGUUACAUUAGGCCAGAAACUUCUACUGCAUCCUUGCCUUUGAAACAACAUUGUUCCCAUGGGACAAUCUUACAAGUUAAAAUUCAGUGCUUGGCACCAAGAAUAAAAACUAGGAGGGAUGCAAAUUCAUAUUUGGAGGAAGUGAGUGUUGGCUAUGAUAACAUAGACUGUAUAUCCGAUGCAUCAGACAAUACAUUCAGCAGGACUAGUAGAUCUUCACAUUGUGACCGAUUGGAAACUAGAUAUUAUCGAGGAGAACCUAGCAAUAAGAAAAUAAGUCCACUGGCAACAUUUUCAGAUCAUGACGUUGACUCUUUGGAGAGUUCCUUUUCCUUUUGGAUUGAAAAGUUUCCCCAACAAAGUAAUGUCAGUGGAUUGAAGAACAAUCUGAAUCUGAGAAAAGAUUCAACUUACUCUACAAAUGGCCCCUAUCUCUAUGAUACCUCCAGAUCAAUAUAUUCAUCCUCUACUAGAGUAACAUCAAGUUUAGGGGCACAGCUGCAAGAUAAAAUCGAAGACUUUGAGAAAGUUUCGCAUGCCAGUGACUCAACAUUGACAAGGAGUGUUAGUUCAUCUAAAGAUCUCCUUGGUGCAGCACAAGUUACAAUCGAGUUACUUCAUGGUGAAGGAAAGUUGUGGGAAGAAAAUGCUAGAAAGCUGAUGAUUGAUGUGGAGAAUCUGCGAAAGGAGUUAAAGAAGAAGUCAAAGAAUAAAAAAGAUCUUGAAAUGGAGUUAUUAGCAUCACGUGAAGAGAAUGAUGGAUUCAAGGAAGAAAUUCAUCGACUAACCACCAUGGUGAAACAAAAUAACAGCAGAAAUCUUGAGUUUCAGAUAGAAGAGAUGGAUAAUAUCAUAAAGGAGUUGAAAGAUGAGAUCAAAUAUCAGAAAGGACUAAAUAGUGGCUUGGAAUUGAAGCUUAAGAAAACACAGGAGUCAAACAUUGAUCUUGUUUCCAAUCUCCGGAAAUUAGAAAAGACAAUAGAGAAGCAGAAAAUGGAGAUUGCUGAUCUAUCUAUGACUAGUUUGCAGUUUCAAGAUGCCGAAAAUAAUAGCCAUGGGCUUGAAGACAGUGAGGAAGAGGACUUCAGUUUGAGCAAAGAAAGUUUACCAGAGAAAAUGAGAAAGGAGUUUUGUCAUUCAGGUGUUGAUCUUAGUACUAAUGAAAAUGCAAUAAGAUGCCUGCAUGAGGGGAUUGAACUACAGGAAUUCUGGAACUUGGAGCUUGAGCACCAACUUAUGCAGGAGAAACAAAAGAACAUGGAAAGUACUAUCCAGUUUCUGCAGAAAACUAUGGAUGAGAAAGAGAAACAAAUUUCCAACUUUGAAAAGAAGUUAUCUGAUGGUGUUUAUGCUUUUGGCAAUGAAAUCUUAGCUUUAAAACAAAGGUUGCUUGAAACAAAGGCUACUUCCUUUGAGUAUGAGAUUAAUUCUCAUGAUGAGUUGGUCAGGAAAAGAAUCAGAGAUGAUAAUGAGUUGCAGAAUGAAAUAAGAGAUUGCAGUCUAAAUGAAAAUAUAUUCUGCAUUUCUAGUCAGGAAUUGAGAAAUAUUCAUGGACAACUGGUAUCCGAAUUUAUACAGCUGACUGAAAAUCAAAUGACUCUAGUCAACAAGGAUGAUGUAAAGAAUUUAUCUGAGUUGGAAAGUUCAGAUGAUGAACAAAAUGCUUUGUUUGAACUAGAAGCAGAAAAUGUGCCGUUAUCAGAACAGAUAGUUUGUUUGGAAGCUGAAAUAAGAAAUUUGAUUGAAGAAAAGGAGUCAACUCAUUUGACGCUGGAGAACUCUGAAACUGUUGUCAUAAAUCUCCAGGCUGAGAUCAGGAGAAUGGAAACUAAAAAUGAGGCACAAAUAGCUGAUAUGAAAAGAAAGGAAGAGAGCAUGCAGAAAAAAUGGUUAGAAGCUCAAGAGGAGUGCAGUUUUAUGAAAGUAGCCAACUUAGAAUUACAAGGUACAAAUGAAAAAUUGAUUAAAGAAUCUGAAACUCUUCAGACAACAAAUGUUGAGUUAAGAAUGCAAAACUUGGAGUUGCAUAACCAAUGUACAAAAUUGAAAUCUAAACUAGGGGAAUCACAAAUUGCAUUUUCUGGUAUGUUGAAACAAGUUGAAGACUUGGAAUACAAAUUUACUUCAAUGCUGGAAGAAAUUGCUUUGAAAGAAAAAACCAUAAAUGUAGACCUAGAUGCACUUCUUCAGGAAAGCAAAAAGCAAGAUGAAAGGUAUAAUAUGGAAGAAAGAUAUUUAACACAGAUGUAUUUGGAGAAAACAGCUGAAGUAGGUAACUUGCUGAGCGAGGUUGAAUACCUAAGACACCAGAUGUCUGGCAUCUAUGAUAGACACAAGAGGAUAGCUUCUAAUAUUGUACUCGAGGUCUAUGAUUUAUGUGCUGAUAAAGCUAUGCUUGAAGCUGCUCUUCAAGAAGAACAGGAGAAAGUACAGCUACAUGAAACCAAACUUGAUAAUAUUGCAGCAGAAUAUGAAGUAAUGGUGCAAAAUUAUACAGAAGAGCUAGCUGCUACCAGGGCAAACCAAGAAACUCUGAUGGUUAAUCAUGAAAAAGUAGUUGUUUUGUUGGAAAACGUCAAAUCAAAUGAAGAGAAACUGAAGAACAUUGUUACAGGACUUGAGGCGGAGCUGAAAGCCUCUGAACUUGAGAGGCUACAAGCAACAGAAGAAAUUUCUGAAUUAGAAGUUCAACUUCAGAAAACAGAAAUGCUUCAAGAUGAACUCUUCGUCCUUAAGAGAUCACUAUAUGAAGCAGAAUAUGAAUACAGAAGACUGGAAGCUUCGUAUGAGAUGCUAUCCUUAGAGUAUGAAGAGCUGAAAGCUAAGAAAAUAUCUUACAUUCGAAGAAUCUCAACGAUUGAGAAAGUUACAGCAGAAUUGGAGGACUGCAAGCACAGUAAAGUUGAGCUUGAGGAAAAAAUUUUGCGACUGGAAUGGAAUCUAACCACAAAAGAAGCUUCAACACGAAAUAAGGCUCUGCUAAAGUAUGAACUUGCCCAAAUGACAAGAGCAAAUGGUGAGCUACUAAGGGAGAAAGAUGCCAUUCAGGAAGAGAAUGAAGAGUGCCAGAAGAAACUUAAAGAUCUCGAAGAAAAGCUGAAACAAGAGAAAGAUGUAACACAAGACCAACAUAAUGCCAAAGAUUGUAGUACUUCAACUACUUCCCAGGAUGAUUUGAAGCUCUUACAGAAAGAGGAUAGCUGCAGUAGUAUCAAAUCCAAUGACAGGCCAUUCUUAUUGCCACAUCCUUACAAUGUUACUCACAACAAGCUUCUGACAGAACAAUGUCCCAAGCUGGAGUUUUCAAGUCAUAGAAACUUAUUUCAUGUCUAUGAAACUGCAAUCCUGCUAGUCAGCUAG
Messenger RNA from Gastrolobium bilobum, 3756 nucleotides. RefSeq lists its product as uncharacterized. The record is from RefSeq and is a predicted model, not a curated record. The transcript has 13 exons. The coding region runs from base 1 to 3756 and encodes 1251 amino acids. NCBI's taxonomy places the organism in Eukaryota, Viridiplantae, Streptophyta, Magnoliopsida, Fabales, Fabaceae.